AUGGAGGUGGAUUAUCGUCUCAAAGCUUACCGUUUCGUCGCCUAUUCGGCUGUUACCUUUUCGGUGCUCGCUGUAUUGUCGGUUUGUGUGACCCUACCAAUGGUACAUAAUUAUGUAAAACAUGUGAAGCAGUCUAUGAACAAUGAAAUCCACAGUUGCAAGAAAUCUGCACAGGACAUUUGGAACGAUGUCACCCACAUUAGUGACCUUCCUACUAGCAACAGAACAGCUCGUCAGACUGGCUACGGCGGUGAAGAAGAGGCUAAGAUCAACGCCGACACGGUAAGCAACAAAUGCGAAGGAUGCUGUCUUCCUGGACCAACAGGAAUGAAAGGAACUGCUGGACGCUAUGGAAAACCAGGAAAGCCUGGUGCACCAGGUAUGCCAGGAAACCCAGGAAGGCCAGCGGCUGCACCAUGUGAAUAUCAAACCCCACCACCAUGCAAACCUUGCCCAGCAGGAGCCCCGGGACCUAAAGGAACACAAGGGCCAGCUGGAGAGGCAGGAAUUGAUGGUGCACCUGGUGCAGCCGGAUACAAAGGAGUUCCUGGUGAGUCUGGACCAAAAGGUCCACCUGGGGCUGACGGAAUACAGGGAAAGCCUGGAGCACCUGGAGAACCCGGUCAACCCGCGUACUCUAAUUCUGGAACUACCGGAGAACCUGGCCCCCAGGGCCCUCCUGGCCCGGAAGGGCCACCAGGACCCGAAGGACAACCAGGAUACAACGGUCCUCAGGGACCACCAGGACCAAAGGGAAAACCUGGGCCAGACGGCCAAGCGGGAGAAGGCGGGAAGACGGGACAACCUGGUGAUGAUGGUCAACCUGGUCAUCCAGGAGAGCCUGGCAUUUGUCCCAUGUAUUGUGCUGCCGAUGGUGGUGUGUUCUUCUCUGAUGGCAUGCAUAGCUGA
Necator americanus (New World hookworm) is the source of this 909-nucleotide messenger RNA. RefSeq lists its product as uncharacterized. Gene Ontology annotation, molecular function: structural constituent of cuticle. The record is from RefSeq and is a predicted model, not a curated record. Lineage: Eukaryota; Metazoa; Nematoda; Chromadorea; Rhabditida; Ancylostomatidae. The transcript has 3 exons. The coding region runs from base 1 to 909 and encodes 302 amino acids.